AUAGUAUAUAUUAUGGUUUUACCCCACGUGAUUUUUGCAACUGUUUGCAACGUUUGCGAAGGAUGCCGGUAAAAACAUCCACCGAUUUAAGGAGAGAUAAUUGCAAGACAUGGUAAAUGUGACAAAGGGCAUUUUAGUCGAAUGCGAUGCGGCUAUGAAACAGUUUCUCCUACAUUUGGACGAAACGUCUGCCCUCGGAAGAAAAUUUAUAAUUCAAGAUUUGGAUGAGAGACAUUUAUUUAUAUCUGCCGAUAUAUUGGAAACUUUGCAAACAAAAGUGGAUGAUUUGAUGGAUCAGAUAUCAUUUCCACUAGCAGAAAAGGGUAUAUAAAAAGAAAGAAUUCACCUUUGUUUUGAGAUAUAAUAUCACAAAUUUGAAAAAUGGCUCGAGAAUCUGGUAGAAUAAAAGACGCGUGUCAAAAGAGAAUUCUCGACGAUGCUGCGCGUAAGCGUAGACAAAAAAAGGCAUUGGAAGCAUUGGAGCAAGACAAUUUUCACGAUGAUCCACACGCCGACUUAGUGAUGAGCAAGAAAGUACCAAAAUUCCAAGAGACGCUAGACAACAGAAGUGGCAGUAGAAAAAAGAAAACUCGCUCCGCGGAAUAUUAUAAACAACGUUUUCGCAAGACUUUUGCUCAGCUCGUUGAGGAAGAUCUCAAUGUGAAUCCUAAUCCACCAAAUUACGCCUGCGCUCAGGUACCGCCGUCCCGUUUACCCGAGAGACAUUUUUGUGCGGUGUGCGGUUUUCCUAGUAAUUACACAUGUAUACCUUGUGGUGCCAGAUAUUGCUGUGUCAAGUGUCUAGGCACUCAUCUUGAUACAAGAUGUAUGAAAUGGACAGUUUAAGAAUUUUUAUAUUGUUUACUCCGAGUAUUAAUUCAAAUACAAAAGUAUUUUAAAAUCUUUUUCGAACAGAACAGAUUUUACAAUAUAUUAUAUUCUGAUAAUAAAGUAUUUGAAAAAAGCUCUUUGACAGUAAAUAUUUAGUGGGCCCAGUAAGCAAAAUGUUAACAGUAUAUUAAUAGCAUGCUACUUAAACCAAAAAA
Messenger RNA from Solenopsis invicta (red fire ant), 1046 nucleotides. Its product is annotated as zinc finger HIT domain-containing protein 1. Gene Ontology annotation, biological process: chromatin remodeling. Lineage: Eukaryota; Metazoa; Arthropoda; Insecta; Hymenoptera; Formicidae. Gene Ontology annotation, cellular component: Swr1 complex. Bases 382 to 846 code for a protein of 154 amino acids. Gene Ontology annotation, molecular function: nucleosome binding. The record is from RefSeq and is a predicted model, not a curated record. The transcript is spliced from 3 exons.